Fukomys damarensis (Damara mole-rat) is the source of this 1228-nucleotide messenger RNA. It is a transcript of the gene Hoxd9, whose product is annotated as homeobox D9. Lineage: Eukaryota; Metazoa; Chordata; Mammalia; Rodentia; Bathyergidae. Bases 1 to 513 code for a protein of 170 amino acids. The transcript is spliced from 4 exons. Gene Ontology annotation, biological process: regulation of transcription by RNA polymerase II; anterior/posterior pattern specification; embryonic skeletal system morphogenesis. Gene Ontology annotation, cellular component: nucleus. Gene Ontology annotation, molecular function: RNA polymerase II cis-regulatory region sequence-specific DNA binding; DNA-binding transcription factor activity, RNA polymerase II-specific. The record is from RefSeq and is a predicted model, not a curated record.
AUGAAAGGCUUUGAGGAGGUUCUCUUCGUGGACGCUGCCAGGUUGGAGCAUUCGGCUCGGGAAUCCACUUGGAGGCCUCCGAGGCUCCAGGCCAACAUCGGUCCUGAGGGUGGAGGUGCGGCUCCCUCGGGCCUCACUGAGGCAGGGCCAGGGCCUGGUGCAGGCGGCUCCUCGGAGCCCUCGGCUUGCAGCGAUCACCCGAGCCCAGGCUGCCCGCUGAAGGAGGAGGAGAAGCAGCAUCCACAGGCUCCGCAGCAGCAACUUGACCCAAACAACCCCGCAGCGAACUGGAUCCAUGCUCGCUCUACCCGGAAAAAGCGCUGUCCCUACACCAAAUACCAGACGCUUGAGCUGGAGAAGGAAUUCCUCUUCAACAUGUACCUCACCCGGGACCGGCGCUACGAGGUGGCCAGGAUUCUGAACCUCACAGAGAGACAGGUCAAAAUAUGGUUCCAGAACCGUAGGAUGAAAAUGAAAAAGAUGAGCAAGGAGAAAUGCCCAAAAGGAGACUGACCCAGCGCAGUACCCGUACCGAAGGAGCGCUCAGAGGCAGCGGGGGUUUUUCUUUGUGGGUGCUUGAUUUCCAAAAACUCUCCAGCGACUCAGACUUUUUUUUUCUUUAUUAUGUAGAAGUGACUGUGUGGUUGGUCUCUGUGAGGUAUCUGGGGGACUCUGUAUUUGCUCGCUUAUGUGUUGGAGAAACCAAAUGGCUUCAGGGUUUCGCCUAUCCCACUCCUUUUCCUGCUCCAUUGAUUCCUUAGGAAAUGCUAUAUUUUGUGAGUGCACGCUGGUUUAAGGAGCCCUCUUCUGUGUAAAUGUCUCCCAUGUUUCCAAAAUGUGCUGUAGCUUAGUCCCCAACCCCUCAGCACUGCCCCAGCAGGGCCAAGUGUAACCCCAAUUCUGGGAAUCUGAAGGCAGAGGGAGACAAUGUGGACAUCCCUGCUGCUUGCCCAAGUGCAAGCCCAGUUGGGUGGGCCACCGGUUUCCAAAGCCCGCUUUCCUCAGGGAUCCCGCAGGCCUUCCACUGAGACCUCGAGUGAGGCCUAGAGAGGAGUCUAGGGCCUCAGGUGGGUAAUGGUUUGUCCUGAGUGUGUUGGAGAAGCUGCUUUCUCCCCGGGAGGGUUGGGAUCGAAUGGGCAGCCUGGUGGUGACCAUCCCGGUUCCUGCCUAAGGACCAGUUGUAAAUGUUACCGCUUCCUAACAAUAAAUGCUGAUCUGAUCAAACGGA